AUGAAUUCUGGCGAGCGCUCCGUCGGCAACAUCACCACCCCCAAUCCUCAACCCCGAACGCAACCUCUCAAUUCCGCCAAGAUGACUGCUGCGUGGAAAGCCGCCGGCUUGACUUACAACCGCUACCUGGCCAUCGCGGCCCGCGCUGUCCGCCGCAGCCUCAAGGAGGACAAGAGAAUCGCCGCCGAGCGCCGUGGCGAGAUGGAGCUGCGCUUCGCUAAGUGGCAGGGUGGCAAGCAGGGCGAGAUCAAGGACCUCGCCAGCGCCAACACUGCCGCCAUGGCCGAGAGCGCCUCCUCCUAA
Molecule: messenger RNA, 303 nt
Organism: Purpureocillium lilacinum
Lineage: Eukaryota; Fungi; Ascomycota; Sordariomycetes; Hypocreales; Ophiocordycipitaceae
Product: ubiquinol-cytochrome c reductase core subunit 1
Biological process (GO): proton motive force-driven mitochondrial ATP synthesis
Cellular component (GO): mitochondrial inner membrane
Molecular function (GO): proton-transporting ATP synthase activity, rotational mechanism
Source: RefSeq, a predicted model, not a curated record